Messenger RNA from Lachancea dasiensis, 1194 nucleotides. Lineage: Eukaryota; Fungi; Ascomycota; Saccharomycetes; Saccharomycetales; Saccharomycetaceae. The record is from the annotation of a GenBank genome assembly.
AUGGAUCAAGAACUUCUACGAAAGAGAAUGUCUCAGAUCGAGUUAGAGAUCGACGAGAUGAACCAUGUUAUAGAUGAAAACUUGCAACUCAACGAAGAGCCUCACGAGGAUCUGGAGACGGAAUUGAAUAACUCUUUGGCGAACAGUGAUGAACGCAGCUCCAGGCUUCACUCGCGGGAAGAGUUUUUGGCGAACUACGAGGGGAAAGAGCGUGUUACAGAAGAGGGAGAUAGGGCCAAACAUACCAGCGCCCAGAGCGAUUCGGACGCGGUGGAGCCGUUAGCGCACCCAGAAGUCCAAGGGCUCCAUGUUGACAACGAAUUGAAGGACUCGCACGAGACUAAAAGUAGUAAGAUUGCGGAGAAGGACAGUAGACAUCAGCCGGAGGAAGAACUCACAUACGAUCAAAAUUGCGCAAUUGACCCACCUGGUGAUAAAGAGGCUUCGCAGGCUGACGCAGAAGAAUUGCCUCACGUCGCCAGAGAGCCCUCUGUUGACACCGACAACGUCAUCCAGGAACUCAACAACAAAGAAGUCAAGGCAACUGCUCCACAAACUCACUCUGAAUUGUCCCUUGCGACGGAACCGGCUACGCUGAAUGAUCAGCACAAGACUGACAGGUCUACAGUUGAUGCUAACAAGUCCAUUGUUGAUACUGCCAAGUCCACAGACGAGUCUGCAAGUUUCACUGGUGGUUUGCCGAUUUUGUCAGAUCACGAAUCAAAUCACGAAUGGGAAUCGCGUUUCGAUCCGCAUUCAAACCUACAGACUCCAGAGGUCGAUUCUAAAACCGAAUCUACCGCCACCUCGCUGCCCCUGCCAAAAACCAGAAAUACCGCAACACCCAUUGCUUCGGGUGCGCGCCAAACAUCCAAUCCCAGUCCUUUCCGAGUUGUAUCUGUCACGAGCAAGCAAUCUGAGAAGUCACAGGCACAAAAGCUUAACUCGAGGCACGAAUAUCUCACUUUGAAAUGCUCGAAGUUGCAGCGCGAGAUCCAGUACUUAUCGGAUUUACGUGACCGUGGAGCAGUUGCCCCCGAAGACUCGCGUAAAAUCAACAAUGCACUUGUGAAACUUCAAGAGUAUCUAGACCGCAAGACCAAAGAACGUUACGAAAUUGGAGUUUUACUGAGCCGGCAACUGAGACGGGAAAUUGACCGUGGCGAGAAUGGCCAAUUUUGGGUUGGUAACUAA